Candidula unifasciata is the source of this 453-nucleotide messenger RNA. The record is from the annotation of a GenBank genome assembly. NCBI's taxonomy places the organism in Eukaryota, Metazoa, Mollusca, Gastropoda, Stylommatophora, Geomitridae.
AUGGAAACUAGUGCACUUUUACUGAUUUUUGUUGGUGUUUUGGCCUCGCUUCAAUCUGCCACAGCAGCUCCAAGCAAGCGGAGCGAAAUAGUCGAUGUUUAUCACUUUCAAAGCAGUCAAGACUCUGAUGCACCAGUUGUUUACCACAAGCAAACGCGUGUGGCCAAAAGCGUGAAUUCUAUCAUUGAAAAGGUAGCCAUUUUCUUUGGAACGGGAUUGACAAAGUUGAAGGAUGUCACUACAGGCACCAGGCGGGUGACUCGGGAUGUCUUCUCGGACCUCAGCCAUGGGUCAAUAACUUGCGGUGUCUGCACGACUAUUGUGAUUCUGGCUCAGACCUUGCUGUCUUCAAACAUGUCCGAUGAGCUCAUCAUGGAUUCCGCCUACAAUCUCUGCACCUCCCUCACUAUUCAGACGCCCAGGGUGUGUCGCGGGAUUGUCAAUGAGUUCGCG